CGAGGCCGGCCGAGAGGGAUGCUGGCCGCGUGUCCCGGUCCCCGACACCCUUCUGUGGGCCUCGUCAGCCGAGCCAUCUUGCGUGGGACGUCGAGGGAGCCUUCUUAGGCAGACCUGCAGGGGUCCUCGGUGAGCCCUGUCAUGGUUCUUUAAGGAACCUCGUUGCCUAGAAGUCCCAACACGCAGUUCCCCGUCGCCGGGAAGGCGUGGACUCCAAGAUGAUCAUAAAGGAGUAUCGGAUUCCUCUGCCGAUGACCGUGGAGGAGUACCGCAUCGCCCAGCUCUACAUGAUACAGAAGAAGAGCCGCAACGAGACAUAUGGCGAAGGCAGUGGCGUGGAGAUCCUGGAGAACAGGCCAUACACGGACGGCCCAGGCGGCUCCGGACAGUACACACACAAGGUGUACCACGUGGGCAGGCACAUUCCCAGCUGGUUCCGCUCCAUCCUGCCCAAGGCGGCCCUGCGGGUGGUGGAGGAGUCCUGGAACGCCUACCCCUACACACGAACCAGGUUCACUUGCCCUUUCGUGGAGAAAUUCUCCAUCGACAUUGAGACCUUUUAUAAAACCGAUGCCGGAGAAAACCCCAACGUCUUCAGCCUGUCGCCCGUGGAAAGGAGCCAGCUGGUGAUCGACUUCAUCGACAUCGUCAAGGACCCCGUGCCCCCCAACGAGUAUAGGACGGAAGAGGACCCCAAGCUGUUCCACUCCAUCAAGACCCAGCGGGGGCCCCUGUCGGACAACUGGAUCCAGGAGUACAAGCAGCAGGUGUUCCCCAUCAUGUGCGCCUACAAGCUGUGCAAGGUGGAGUUCCGCUACUGGGGCAUGCAGUCCAAGAUCGAGAGGUUCAUCCACGACACCGGCCUGCGGAAGGGCCGCGGCCUGAAGAAGCAGUGGUCCACGUCCUCCAAGUCAUCGCGGUCAUCCAAGCGGGGAGCCAGCCCCUCCCGCCACAGCAUCUCGGAGUGGAGGAUGCAGAGUAUCGCCCGGGACUCAGACGAGAGCUCGGAGGAUGAGUUCUUCGAUGCGCACGAGGACCUGUCCGACUCAGAGGAAACCUUCCCCAAGGACAUCACCAAGUGGAACUCCAAUGACCUCAUGGACAAAAUCGAAAGCCCCGAGCUGGAGGACACACAGGACGGGCUAUACCGUCAGACCACCCCCGAGUUCAGGGUGGCCUCCAGCGUGGAGCAGCUGAACACCAUCGAGACCAAACAUAAGACCACCCUGUGCUCAGCCUGCCUGCAUUUCCUGAAGAAAAAAAGAUGGAAGGGGAGGAAGCAAAAGCCAUCUAGGCAGAAGGUGCCCCUGAGGCCACGGCUCUGUUCUAACCGGGCCCCCUCCCCCAGCCUCAGCCCCUACAGCCACGACGAAGGCUGUCUGUCCAGCAGCCAGGACCACAUCCCGCUGGCCGCCCUGCCCCUGCUGGCCACUUCCUCACCCCAGUACCAGGAGGCUGUUGCCACGGUGAUCCAGCGAGCCAACCUGGCCUACGGGGACUUCAUCAAGUCCCAGGAGGGCAUGACCUUCAACGGGCAGGUCUGCCUGAUCGGGGACUGUGUGGGGGGCAUCCUGGCGUUUGACGCCUUGUGCUACAGCAGCCAGCCGGUGUCCGAGAGUCAGAGCAGCAGCCGUCGGGGCAGCGUGGCCAGCGUGCAGGUACCGGGGAUCAAAGCUGCCGGUCCCUGUCGGCACCUGAGCCGCAGCAACAUCGACAUCCCCCGGAGCAAUGGCACCGAGGACCCCAAAAGGCAGCUGCCCCGGAAGAGGAGUGACUCGUCCACCUACGAGCUGGACACGAUCCAGCAGCACCAGGCCUUCCUGUCCAGGUGGGCGGGGCUGGCAGGGGCUGGGGGUCAGAGCAGGACGACCACCGCCUCCCCCAUGCUGGACGGCACAGGGGCCCUGGGCAGGUUCGACUUCGAGGUCGCCGACCUCUUCCUCUUCGGGUGCCCGCUGGGGCUGGUCCUGGCCUUGAGGAAGACGGUCAUCCCCAGCCUGGAUGGUGAGAGCCCUGCGGCGGGGGUGUGUGGGGGGGACUACAUGAUCAGAGCCCCGCUGGGCGACGGCUGCUCCACGCUGCUGGUCGAGACCGUGCAGAGAAACCCCGAGCUGGUCCUGGAGGGCGGCCCCCUGACCCCCCUCCCCGGGGACGGCUUCCUGGAAACCAGUAUCCCAGUUCCCGAGCUCACCUGGCAAGACGGGCCCCGCCCGAGCCCGGGCCCGGGCUGUGCUGAGUCGGAGGCGCUCCAGACCCACAACGCACUCUUCCAAGAGCACACGGCCCCCUCCUCGCCCGGCGCGGCCUCCGGCACCCGGGGUUUCCGCCGAGCCAGUGAGAUCAGCAUCGCCAGCCAGGUGUCGGGCAUGGCGGAGAGCUACACCGCAUCCAGCAUUGCCCAGAUUGCUGCGAAGUGGUGGGGCCAGAAGCGGAUCGACUACGCCCUGUACUGCCCGGAUGCCCUGACGGCCUUCCCCACCGUGGCCCUGCCACACCUCUUCCACGCCAGCUACUGGGAGUCCACCGACGUGGUCUCCUUCCUGCUUAGACAGGUCAUGAGGCACGACAGCGCCAGCAUCUUGGAGCUGGACGGCAAGGAGGUCUCGGUGUUCACCCCCUCGAAGCCCAGAGAGAAGUGGCAGCGCAAGAGAACCCACGUGAAGCUGCGGAAUGUGACAGCCAACCACCGGAUCAAUGACGCGGUGGCCAACGAGGAUGGCCCCCAGGUUCUGACGGGCCGGUUCAUGUACGGGCCCCUGGACAUGGUCACCCUGACGGGGGAGAAGGUGGAUGUGCACAUCAUGACGCAGCCACCCUCGGGCGAGUGGCUGUACCUGGACACGCUGGUGACCAACAGCAGCGGGCGCGUGUCCUACACCAUCCCCGAGACUCACCGCCUGGGCGUGGGCGUCUACCCCGUGAAGAUGGUGGUCAGGGGAGACCACACGUUUGCUGACAGCUACAUCACCGUGCUGCCCCGGGGCACGGAGUUCGUGGUCUUCAGUAUUGACGGCUCCUUUGCCGCCAGCGUGUCCAUCAUGGGCAGUGACCCCAAAGUGCGGGCCGGGGCCGUGGACGUGGUGCGGCACUGGCAGGACCUGGGAUACCUCAUCAUCUAUGUCACGGGCCGGCCCGACAUGCAGAAGCAGCGGGUGGUGGCGUGGCUGGCCCAGCACAACUUCCCCCAUGGCGUGGUGUCCUUCUGUGACGGCCUGGUGCACGACCCGCUGCGGCACAAGGCCAACUUCCUGAAGCUGCUCAUCUCCGAGCUGCACCUGCGCGCACACGCAGCCUACGGCUCCACCAAGGACGUGGUGGUCUACAGCUCCAUCAGCCUGUCCCCCAUGCAGAUCUACAUCGUGGGCCGGCCCACCAAGAAGCUGCAGCAGCAGUGCCAGUUCAUCACAGACGGCUACGCGGCCCACCUGGCCCAGCUCAAGUAUAACCAC
This is a messenger RNA of Myotis davidii, 3449 nucleotides long. It is a transcript of the gene PITPNM2, whose product is annotated as phosphatidylinositol transfer protein, membrane associated 2. Lineage: Eukaryota; Metazoa; Chordata; Mammalia; Chiroptera; Vespertilionidae. Gene Ontology annotation, molecular function: phosphatidylcholine binding; phosphatidylinositol transfer activity; metal ion binding. The record is from RefSeq and is a predicted model, not a curated record. The transcript is spliced from 28 exons. Gene Ontology annotation, cellular component: cytoplasm. The annotation marks the transcript as partial. Gene Ontology annotation, biological process: phospholipid transport.